Molecule: messenger RNA, 3173 nt
Organism: Canis lupus familiaris (dog)
Lineage: Eukaryota; Metazoa; Chordata; Mammalia; Carnivora; Canidae
Gene: SP100
Product: SP100 nuclear antigen
Exons: 30
Coding region: 127-2988 (953 amino acids)
Biological process (GO): regulation of transcription by RNA polymerase II
Cellular component (GO): nucleus
Molecular function (GO): DNA binding; protein binding; DNA-binding transcription factor activity, RNA polymerase II-specific
Source: RefSeq, a predicted model, not a curated record
CUGAGUCAAUUCACAAACUUCCUGCUCUGGGCUUAGCAGCCACCGUGAACCAGGCCGCCCCAAAGCAGGGUCCGAAGGCCAUACUUGAGGCCCAGGCGGGGGCCCAGGGGGGCCCAGAGUGGAAACAUGGCCGAUGGGGAAAGAGACCUCAGUUCCAGUCACACAGAGAGAGAGAGAGAGAGGCAGAGACACAGGCAGAGGGAGAAGCAGGCUCCAUGCACCGGGAGCCCGACGUGGGAUUCGAUCCCAGGUCUCCAGGAUCGCGCCCUGGGCCAAAGGGCAACUAUAGAAGACCAGAACAUUGAGGAGAAACUUGUCUAUGAGACUCUAUUCAAACACUUCAAAAGAUACAAGGUGGAGAUUUCAAGUGCAAUAAAAAAGCCAUUUCCUUUCUUUGAGGGUCUCCGGGACCGUGAACUCAUCACCAAUAAAAUGUAUGAGGACUGUCAAGAAUCUUGUAGAAACCUGAUCCCUGUACAAAAAGUGGUGUAUAAUGUUCUCAAUGAACUGGAGAAGACAUUUAACCUGCCACUUUUGGAAGCAUUGUUCAGCGAGGUCAACGUGCAAGAAUAUCCCGAUUUAAAUGGCAUUUAUAGGAACUUCGAACAUGUGGUCCAAGAGAAAAUUCAUUACGGAGAAAGCUAUGAAGAAGAGGUGGAUGAGAAUCCUAAUAUCCAACGGAGCCUUGAACAAGGAACUGAUGAAAACAUAUAUCGAAGCCUGACCUGGCCAUGCCCACCAUCCUCAUCUCACCAGGGUACCACCUCACCUGAAAAUGGACCCUCGAAGAACCUCUGUGAAACAGAACAGAUUAAUGCAAACAGAAAAGAUACAACCAGUGACAAAAAUGAUGCACUAGAAAGCCAAGAAGCAAAUAAAGAGUGUGCCCAAGAAUCUGAGCUGGCAGAGUCCUGUGAACAAGCAUCCAUCCAAGUGUAUAAUGGAGAUAUAAGAGAAGACACACCCAGCCCAUUGCCCUGUGAUGGAGAAAGAGCAGAGCUACCCAAUCAUGGAAUCCAAAUGAAUUCCUGUUCGGUAUAUCUGGUGGAUAUAAAGAAGGAAAAGCCAUUCUUUAACUCGACAGUUGAACAGCAAGCCCAAGCAAGGACUAACUAUAACCAGGCAUCUGACAUAAUAGUGAUCAGCAGUGACUCUGAAGAAUCCAAUGAUGGAGAGGAGCUCCCAGAAGCCUCCACAUCAACACUGGAAAGCCGGCCUGACCCCGUGGAUUUCAGAAAAUCACCUAUCUCCCAAGAAGGAGCUUGGAAAGUAGUGAAAAGAUUUGAUUACUCUUCAGAGUCCAGUGAGGAAGAGGAGCCCAUGAGAGCCUCGAGCUCAGCACUGAGAAGCAAUCCUGAUGAGGAGGAUUCUGCAGAUAUUGGAAACAAAUCUUUUUGGGGAAUAAACAACAGGAAAAGACACUCCCUGGAUAACCAAAGGAACUGGAAGAAGAAGUACGUGCCGACAAGCGGAAAGGGGAUCAGCAGUGGUAACUUUUCAGAAUUACAUCGUGCAGAAGAAUCUCAGGAAUCUUCUAACUCAGUCCUAAGAAGUGGGUCAGGAGCAGAGUCCCAAGGACUUGGAAAUGAAGAGUGUUCAUGUGUCAUGUGCCUUUCGAAAGGUAUUUCAAGAGGCCAAGGAACAAGGACUGAGAAUAGCCAAGCAUCUGACAUGAUGGAUACCAUGGAUAUUGGAAACAAUCCUACUUCGGGAAAACACAAUGAGAAAAUAAGAAAAAAGAGAAGACAUAUACAUAAAAAAAACAAUCUUCAAAAAGUGAGAAGGAGAGGCAGACAUAGAAUCCAAAGUCUAAUUAGCAGAGCCCUAUGGAGCAGAGGCAAACCAAAAGGGAGAAAAACAACCAACACUGGGCCUUUGAGAAGAGGCAGAAAAAGAGGUCCAAGAAUUCCCAGAGAUACACAUAUGGAUUUUCACCGUCCAGAACUUCCUGUGACCUGUGGAGAGGCAAAGGGGAUUUUAUAUAAGGAGAAAAUGAAACAAGGAACCUCAGAGAAGUGUAUAAAGGGUGAGAAUGGAAGCUGGUUCACUCUCAGGGAAUUUGAAGUUGAAGGAAACCACUCACGAUCCAAGAACUGGAAGAUGAGUGUGAGAUGUGGCGGAUUUCCCCUGAAAGACCUGAUUGAGAAUAAAUACCUACCAGACCCGCCAAGAAGAAGAAAAAGAAGAAAGUCUAGCAGCAACAACUUUUUUGACCCUUAUAUGAGAAGAAUUUACAAAUUGAGAUAUGCCCCCGAUUCACAUCAGCACAUUGGGCACAAGGAUGAUAUUCUAUUACCAUUUAGAACCCAAAAAGCAGGCUGCUGUUCUUUGCCUAGUAAGACAGUGUUGCUAGAAGGGCCUCUGCAUCCUCGUGGCCUUGGACCUCACAGAAACACUGAGAAGGAGCCAGGAAACUCAAAUAUAUGUGAGGUUUGCCGUGGACCCGGAAAGCUGUUCUGCUGUGAUACUUGUCCAAAGUCCUUUCAUGAGACAUGCCACAUCCACCAUAUAGAUGCUAACAGGGACCCAUGGAGUUGCAUCUUCUGCAGGAUAAAGGCUCUUCAGAAAAAGUACCCACAAAGCCAACUAGGUCACCAGGCAUCUGAGGUCCUAAAGAGACGGAUGGUACCUGAGGAACAGUUGAAAUGUGAAUUUGUCCUCUUGAAGGUCUACUGCUAUUCAAAAAGCCUCUUUUUUGCCUCAAAACCACAUUACCAGAGUAGAGAGGCAUCUCGUGGCCCAAAGAAGCCCAUGUGGCUAAACAAAAUCAGGAAAAAGCUGAAUAUGAAACUGUACCUCCAAGUGAAAGGGUUUGUACGGGACAUGCGCCUCAUCUUUCAGAACCACAGGGCAUAUUACAAGGACAACCAGAAAUUCAUCAAGCUGGGACUUCAGCUAGAGGCCAUAUUUGAGAAUACUUUCAAAAACACUUUUGCAAUUCAGGAAACAGGCGAGAACAGUUCUCAGUUGGAGCCCAAUCUUUCAUAAAAUAGCCAAUACCCUCCCCCCCCACCCUGCGCACCCCACCCCCAGUCAAUUCCUCAGCAGCUACAUGAUGACACGUUGUGGUCCCUCCUACUGACUAUUCUGAUGUACAAACAACUUUUUCAAAAAUUUUUAUUGCCAUUUCUGUUCAUUUAUUUUUUAAAUAAAAUAUAAAAUUAUCUUGUCUA